AUGGCUUUCACUUCUUCUUCCUCUCUGCAUGACCCUGCCGUGACCCUUCACUUCUUCUUCCUCUCUGCCGUGACCCUUGGGCUAUCAUGGCUUUCCACUUCUUCUUCCUCUCUGCCGACGUGGGCUAUCAUGGCUUUCCACUUCUUCUUCCUCUCUGCCGUGACCCUUCCUUCAGGACUUCUUCUUCCUCUCAGCGACCCUUGGGCUAUCAUGGCUUUCCUUCUUCUUCCUCUCUGCCGUGACCCCGUGGGCUAUCAUGGCUUUCCACUUCUUCUUCCUCUCUGCCGUGACCCUUCAGGCUAUCAUGGCUUUCCCUUCUUCUUCCUCUCUGCCGUGACCCUUCAGGGGGUGGGCUAUCAUGGCUUUCCACUUCUUCUUCCUCUCUGCCGUGACCCUUCAGGAGGUAGGGGACUCCACUUCUUCUUCCUCUCUGCCGUGACCCUUUCCGUAGGCUAUCAUGGCUUUCCACUUCUUCUCUCUGCCGUGACCCUUCAGGGCUAUCAUGGCUUUCCACUUCUUCUUACUCUCUGCCGUGAGGUGGGCUAUCAUGGCUUUCCACUUCUUCUUCCUCUCUGCCGUGACCCUUCAGGAUGGGCUAUCAUGGCUUUCCUUCUUCUUCCUCUCUGCCGUGACCCUUCAGGAGGGUGGGCUAUCAUGGCUUUCCACUUCUUCUUCCUCUCUGCCGUGACCCCCUUCAGGGGUGGGCUAUCAUGGCUUUCCACUUCUUCUUCCUCUCUGCCGACGUGGGCUAUCAUGGCUUUCCACUUCUUCUUCUCUCUCGUGACCCCGUGGGCUAUCCCUUCCACUUCUUCUUCCUCUCUGCCGUGUUGUGGGCUAUCAUGGCUUUCCACUUCUUCUUCCUCUCUGCCGGUGGGCUAUCAUGGACCCUUCCUCUGCCGUGACCCUUCAAGGUGGGCUAUCAUAGCUUUCACUUCUUCUUCUCUUCUUCCUAUCUGCUCCCGUGACCCUUCAGUGACCCUUCAGGCUAUCAUGGCUUUCCUUCUUCUUCCUCUCUGCCGUGACCCUUCAGGACGUGGGGUUUACUUCUUCUUCCUCUCUGCCGUGACCCUUCCGUGGGCUAUCAUGGGACGUGGGCUAUCAUGGCUUUCACUUCUUCUUCCUCUCUGCCGUGACCCUUUUGGGCUAUCAUGGCUUUCUUCUUCCUCUCUGCCGUGGGCUAUCAUGGCUUUCCACUUCUUCUUCCUCUCUGCCGUGACCCUUCAGGUGGGCUAUGGGCUUUAUCAUGGCUUUUUCACUUCUUCUUCCUCUCUCUGCCGUGACCCUUCAGGACGUAGGCUAUCAUGGCUUUCCACUUCUUCUUCCUCUGCCGUGACCCUUCUGGCUAUCAUGGCUUUCCACUUCUUCUUCCUCUCUGCCGUGACCCUUCAGUUGGGCUAUCAUGGCUUUCCACUUCUUCUUCCUCUCUGCCGUGACCCUUCAGGGGACGGCUAUCAUGGCUUUCACUUCUUCUUCCUCUCUGCCGUGACCCUUCAGGCUAUCAUAGCUUUCCACUUCUUCUUCCUCUCUGCCGUGACCUUCAUGGCUAUCCUUGGCUUUCCCUUCUUCUUCCUCUCUGCCGUGACCCUUCAGGACGUGGGCUAUCAUGGCUUUCCACUUCUUCUUCUCCCGGUGGGCUAUCAUGGCUUUCACUUCUUCUUCCUCUCUGCCGUGACCCUUCUGGGCUAUCAUGGCUUUCCACUUCUUCUUCCUCUCUGCCGACGUGGGCUAUCAUGGCUUUCCUUCUUCUUCCUCUCUGCCGUGACCCUUCUCUGGGCUAUCAUGGCUUUCCACUUCUUCUUCCUCUCUGUGACCCUUCAGGCUUUUCUUCUUCACUCUCUCUUCCUCUGCCGUGACCCUUGGGCUAUCAUGGCUUUCCACUUCUUCUUCCUCUCUGCCGUGACCCUUCAGUUUAUUGGGUUGGGCUUUCACUUCUUCUUCCUCUCUGCCGGCCCUUUUGGGCCACUUCUUCUUCCUCUCUGCCGUGACCCUUCAGGUUGUUGGGCUAUCAUGGCUUUCCACUUCUUCUUCCUCUCUGCCGUAGGUUAUCACCCUUGCCAUGGCUUCCUUCUUCUUCUCUGUAACCCCCUUCUGGAGGUGGGCUAUCAUGGCUUUCCACUUCUUCUUCCUCUCUGCCGUUGGGCUAUCAUGGCUUUCCACUUCUUCUUCCUCUCUGCCAUGACCCUUCACUCUGGCCUAUCACAUUGGCUUUCCACUUCUUCUUUCCCUCUCUGCCGUGACCCUUCAGGACAGGCUAUCAUGGCUUUCCUUCUUCUUCUUCCUCUCUGCCGUGACCCUUCAGGGUGUGGUGUUGGGCUAUCUUGGCUUUCCCUUCUUCUUCCUCUCUGCCGUGACCCUUCAGGCGUAGGCUAUCAUGGCUUUCCUUCUUCUUCUUCCUCUCUGCCGUGGGCUAUCAUGGCUUUCCUUCUUCUUCCUUGCCUGACUCUUCCUCUGUCCUUCCACUUCUUACUCUGGGCCUAUCAUGGCUUUCACUUCUUCUUCCUCUCUGCCGUGACCCUUCAGGACGUGGGCUUAGGCUUUAUCUCUGGCUUUUUCCACUUCUUCUUCCUCUCUGCCGUGACCCUUCAGUACGUAGGCUAUCAUGGCUUUCCACUUCUUCUUCCUCUCUGCCGUGACCCUUCAGGUUCAUUGGGCUAUCAUGGCUUUCCUUCUUCUUCCCUCUCUGCCGUGACCCCCUUCAAGUGGAAGAUAUCAUGGCUCCCACUUCUUCUUCCUCUCUGCCGUGACCCUUCCAGGACAUUGGGCUAUCCAUGGCUUUCACUUCUUCUCUUCCUCUCUGCCGUGACCCAUGGAUGGGCUAUCAUGGAUUUCCACUUCUUCUUCCUCUCUGCCAUUGACACUUCCAGGACCCUUCACAGGAGGGUGGGCUAUCAUGGCUUUCCACUUCUUCUUCCUCUCUGUCUGGGUGGGCUAUCACUGACCCUUGGGGAGGAGGCUUUCCACUUCUUCUUCCUCUCUGCAGCCCUUCAGAACGACGUGGGCUAUCAUGGCUUUCCUUUCUUCUUCCUCUCUGCCGUGACCCUUCAGGACGUGGGCUAUCAUGGCUUUCCCUUCUUCCUCUGCAGUGACCCUUCUGCUGUCCAUCCACUUCCUCUCUGCCGUGACCCUUCAGGGACCGUGGGCUAUCCUUGGCUUUCCACUUCUUCUUCCUCUCUGCCGUGGGCGUGGGCUAUCAUGGCUUUCCACUUCUUCUUCCUCUCUGCCGUGACCCUUCAGGGGGCUGGGCUUUCACUUCUUCUUCCUCUCUGCCGUGACCCUUCAGGGCAGGUGGGCCAUGGCUUUCACUUCUUCUUCCUCUCUGCCGUGACCCUUCAGAAGGUUGUUGGGCUAUCCAUAGCUUUCCACUUCUUCUUCGUGACCCUCUGCCCUCAAACUCAUGACUCUUCCGUGACCCUUUCUAUCUUCCCUCCUCUGCGCUAUCAUGGCUUUCCACUUCUUCUUCCUCUCUGCCGUGAGGCCCCCUUCAGGUUAUUGGCUAUCAUGGCUUUCCUUCUUCUUCCUCUCUGCCGUGACCCUUCAGGACGGUGGGCUAUCAUGGCUUUCCACUUCUUCUUUCCUUUCCUUCUUCUUCCUCUCUGCCGUGACCCUUCAGGACGUUCGUGGGCUAUCAUGGCUUUCCCACUUCUUCUUCCUCUCUCUGCCUACCCUUGGCUUUCACUUCUUCUUCCUCUCUGCCGUGACCCUUCAGGAUGUGGGCCUUCUUCUUGGCUUUCACUUCUUCUUCCCCUUCUCUGCCGUGACCCUUCCUCUAUCAUGGCUUUCACUUCUUCUUCCUCUCUCCCUUUCCACUUCUUCUUCCUCUCUGCCGUGAUGUGGGCUAUCGCGGCUUUCCUUCUUCUUCCUCUCUGCCGUGACCCUUCAGGUUUAUUGGGCUAUCAUGGCUUUCCACUUCUUCUUCCUCUCUGCCGUGACCCUUCAGGACUGGGGCUUUCACUUCUUCUUCUCUCUGCCGUGACCCUUCAGGUGGCUAUCAUGGCUUUCCACUUCUUCUUCCUCUCUGCCGUGACCUUCAUAGGAUCGGGGCUCACUUCUUCUUCCUCUCUCAUGACCCUUCAGGUUUAUUGGGAUCAUGGCUUUGGGCUAUCAUGGCUUUCCCACUUCUUCUUCCUCUCUGCCGUGACCCUUCAGGACGUGGGCUAUCAUGGCUUUCCUUUAACUUCUUACUCUGCCGUGACCCUUAUCAUUGGGCUAUCUUUUCCACUUCUUCUUCCUCUGACCCCAUUGGGCUAUCAUGGCUUUCCCUUCUUCUUCCUCUCAGGACCCUUCAGUUAUUGGGCUAUCUUGGCUUUCACUUCUUCUUCCUCUGCCGUGACCCUUCAGGACGGGCUAUCCUUGGACCUCUCUGCCGUGACCCUUCGGUGGUGGGCUAUCACUUGGCUUUCACUUCUUCUUCCUCUCUGCCGUGACCCUUCAGGGUGGGCUAUCAGGCUUUCACGUGGGCUAUCUCUGGCUUUCACUUCUUCUUUUCUUCCUCUCUGCCAUGACCCCUUCAGGACAGUGGGCUAUCAUGGCUUUCCCUUCUUCUUCCUCUCUGACCCGUGUGGGCUUCAGGACUUCUUCUUCUCUCAUGGACCCUUCGGUGGGCAGUGGGCUUCUUCCUUCUUCCUCUCUGCCGUGACCCUUCAGGUUAUUGGGCUAUCAUGGCUUUCACUUCUUCUUCCUCUCUGCCGUGACCCUUCCAGGGUGGUGGGCUAUCAUGGCUUUCACUUCUUCUUCCUCUCUGUGGUGACCCUUCUAUCAUGGCUUUCACUUCUUCUUCCUCUCUGCCGUGACCCUUCAGGACAUGACGUGGCCUCAUGGCUUUCACUUCUUCUUCCUCUCUUCCGUGACCCUUCAGGGUGGGCUAUCAUGGCUUUCACUUCUUCUUCUCUCUGCCGUGACCCUUCAGGAAGGUGGGCUAUCAUGGCUUUCUUCUUCUUCUUCCUCUCUCGUGACCCUUCAGGGGCUAUCAUGGCUUUCCACUUCUUCUUCCUCUCUGCCGUGACCCUUCAGGUGGUGGGCUAUCAUGGCUUUCCCUUCUUCUUUCUCUUCAGGACAGGUGGGCUUCUUGGCUUUCCUUCUUCUUGCUCUCUGUGGGCUAUCAUGGCUUUCACUUCUUCCUCUCUGCAUGACCCUUCCGUGGGCUAUCCUUGGCUUUCCUUCUUCUUCCUCUCUGCCGUGAUCAGGGUGGCUUUCCACUUCUUCUUCCUCUCUGCCGUGACCCUUCAGGAGGCUAUCAUGGCUUUCCACUUCUUCUUCCUCGUGACCCUUCAGGGAUUUGGGCUAUCAUGGCUUUCUUCUUCUCUCUGCCGUGACCCUUCAGGACGUGGGCUAUCAUGGCUUUCACUUCUUCUUCCUCUCUGCCGUGACCCUUCAGGACUUCUUCUUCCUCUCUUGUGGGCUAUCAUGGCUUUCCACUUCUUCUUCCUCUCUGCCGUGACCCUUCAGGACGUGGGCUAUCAUGGCUCCUUCUUCUUCCUCUGCCGUGACCCUUCAGGGUGGGUGGGGCUAUCAUGGCUUUCACUUCUUCUUCCUCUCUGCCGUGACCCUUCAGGAGGGCUUUCCACUUCUUCUUCCUCUCUGACCCUUCAGGACUUCGGUUGGGCUAUCAUGGCUUUCCACUUCUUCUUCCUCUCUGCCGUGGGCUAUCAUGGCUUUCCACUUCUUCUUCCUCUCUGCCGUGACCCCUUCAGGACGUGGGGCCUAUCAUGGCUUUCACUUCUUCUUCCUCUCUGCCGUGACCCUUCAGGAGUGGGCUAUCAUGGCUUUCAGGUGGGCUAUCUUCUUCUUACUCUCUGCCGUGACCCUUCAGGUGGGCUAUGUGGCUUUCCACUUCUUCCUCUCUGCCGUGACCCUUCAGGUGGGCUAUCAGCUGCGGCUUUCCCUUCUUCUUCUUCUUCCUCUCUGACCCUUCAGAGGACGUGGGCUAUCACUUGGCUUUCACUUCUUCUUCACUCUGUGACCCUUUGGCCAGGCUAUCAUGCUCACUUCUUCCCCUCUGCCCGUGACCCUUCAGGACGGCCCGCUGACUUCCUCUCUGCAGGACCCUUCCGUGGGCUAUCAUGGCUUUCCCUUCUUCUUCCUCUCUGCUGUGACCCUUCAGGACGUGGAGCUAUCAGCUUUCCACUUCUUCUUACUCUCUCUCUAGGCCGUGUUUCCACUUCUUCUUCCUCUGCCAUGACCCAUGGGAGAAUUGGGCUAUCAUGGCUUUCCACUUCUUCUUCCUCUCUGCCGACGUGGGCUAUCGGCUUUCACUUCUUCUUCCUCUCUGCCGUGACCCUUCAGAGAGGUACAGGCUAUCAUGGCUUUCCACUUCUUCUUCCUCUCUGCCGUGACCCCUAUCUGGCUUUCUUCUUCUUCCUCUCUGCCGUGACCCUUCAGGCUAUCAUGGCUUUCACUUCUUCUUCCUCUCUGCCGUGA
Molecule: messenger RNA, 6417 nt
Organism: Acanthosepion pharaonis
Lineage: Eukaryota; Metazoa; Mollusca; Cephalopoda; Sepiida; Sepiidae
Source: the annotation of a GenBank genome assembly